CAACCAACGAAUCAAAUUCAACUUGCGGAAAACAGGAAAGGGAAAAGAAACAAUAGACCCGACUGCGGCUCUCGUUUUUAUUUUUCUUUGGAAAAGGAAGACUAAGACUUCAACAUGGCGGAAUUACUGCCCUUGCAGGAUGACGAUGUCCAGAAACAAAAGCAAAAGAAAAAGCAUUCGACCAUGGUGGAUCCCGAAACAGGAAAGACCAUUCCCAUGAAGGACGGCAAACCUUGCCGCGUGUGCGUCGAUUUCAAGACUUGGUCCAAACUCGAAAAACAAAAAGCACAUAAAGAAGGCAAAGAAAAGCACGAUUCCACCACAUCCAAAGAUACCACAGCUGGCACCGUGGCAGCAGGUGCAACGGCGGCAGCGGCAGCGACAGCGGCUGGAAGUGGAACUGCCAAUGACAAGGCGGACAGCCAACAGCUGACUAAUGACGAAUGGCGCAAGCAAAACUGUCCGCCCGAUGUGGAAACGCUCGGCAAUGCCACUUGGACACUCUUACAUACCAUGGCGGCCUACUAUCCGGAGAAACCGGAACCCAAAGAAAAACAAAGCAUGAAAUCCUUUAUGUCUUCAUUUGCUGAACAUUAUCCAUGCUGGUUCUGCAAGAAUGAUUUCCAGAAAGCGAUGCAAAACGAACCUGUGGAUGUGGAAAGUCGUGAAUCUCUAAGUCAAUGGCUGUGCCGUCGUCAUAACGAAGUGAAUCAGAAGCUCAAUAAGCCAAAGUUUGAUUGUUCCAAAGUGUUUGAACGCUGGCUCAAUGGUCCCCCCGAUGGUCGAUGCGACUAAUGUAGAUUUUUUUAAAUUCUACUUGAAUUUUUUUUCUUUUGUAUAUAGACCGAUUCCCAUACUUUGGAAUGAUAAAAACCUACAAUGCCAUAGAAGGCGAAG
Messenger RNA from Radiomyces spectabilis, 897 nucleotides. Its product is annotated as ERV/ALR sulfhydryl oxidase domain-containing protein. Gene Ontology annotation, cellular component: mitochondrion. The transcript is spliced from 2 exons. Lineage: Eukaryota; Fungi; Mucoromycota; Mucoromycetes; Mucorales; Radiomycetaceae. The record is from RefSeq and is a predicted model, not a curated record. Gene Ontology annotation, molecular function: flavin-dependent sulfhydryl oxidase activity; flavin adenine dinucleotide binding. Bases 115 to 795 code for a protein of 226 amino acids.